Xiphophorus hellerii (green swordtail) is the source of this 2028-nucleotide messenger RNA. RefSeq names its product NK3 homeobox 2 (gene nkx3-2). The record is from RefSeq and is a predicted model, not a curated record. Gene Ontology annotation, biological process: regulation of transcription by RNA polymerase II; cell differentiation. Gene Ontology annotation, cellular component: nucleus. The transcript has 2 exons. Gene Ontology annotation, molecular function: DNA-binding transcription factor activity, RNA polymerase II-specific; RNA polymerase II cis-regulatory region sequence-specific DNA binding. Bases 293 to 1090 code for a protein of 265 amino acids. NCBI's taxonomy places the organism in Eukaryota, Metazoa, Chordata, Actinopteri, Cyprinodontiformes, Poeciliidae.
GGUGAGGCUGUUUGGUUGAAAAAAAUGGGCAAAAAGGGCCGGAGUCUGGAAAGAGUCUGAGCUGAUGGCAGAUCUGUGCGGCGGAUAAGCAUCGCGCCAGCGGGUUUUUGCAAAACCUCCUCUUCUUCUGCGGGAAUGAGAGCGGAAAGCAGCGCUGGAGGGAAAAAGUUCAGUUUGAGCAGAACUCUUGCGAGGGAGCAGCCUAAUAUGUGGAUGAACUGACAUUUCCUUCUCCACCAGGGCUGAUUACUCAACUUCAACACCGAGCAAAGCGUCGCUCCCCUUGGAAAAAAUGGCCGUCCGUGGCAACUCGCUGAUGCCUUUUUCCAUCCAGGCCAUCCUGAACAAAAAGGACUGCAGCAGACACUUACCAGAGCUGGACGUAUGCUUCUCCAAAGCGGCGUGUUGGAAAAUAUUCGGAGAGAUGAACGACGGGUCCGGGAGGACCGAGGAGGCGUCCUGUGUGCGGACACAGCAGAAAAGUUACGACUCGGACUCCGGACUCAGCGACGACAACGACGGAAAGACUCAAGCAACGCGCAAGCCGGAGAGGGACGGCGAGCCGGGAUCAGACGUGCCGGAGGAGAGCCUGCAGGAGGAGACGGACCAUGAGUCUGCGGCUGCGGAGAAUGCAAAGAGUGACAGUGAGCCCAACAAUACUACGGACUCCAGCAACCCAGACGAGAAGAACCUGGAGCAGCCCAAGCAGCGGAAGAAGCGCUCCAGAGCCGCCUUCUCCCACGCACAGGUCUUCGAGCUGGAGCGCCGCUUCAACCACCAGCGGUACCUCUCCGGGCCCGAGCGGGCGGACCUGGCGGCCUCCCUGAAACUAACAGAGACACAGGUCAAGAUCUGGUUCCAGAACCGCCGCUACAAGACGAAACGCCGGCAGAUGGCCGCAGACUUGAUGGCAUCCACCCCGGCGGCCAAAAAGGUAGCGGUGAAGGUUCUAGUGCGGGACGACCAGAGACAGUACGGCCCCGGGGAGAUCCUGCGGCCCCCGCUGCUCUCCCUGCAGCCUUCCUACUAUUACCCGUACGCAUACUGCCUCCCUGCGUGGACACUGUCUGCGUGUGCGGGGAAUCAGUGAGAACCCUGAGACUUUUAUUUAUUAUUCAUUUGUUUGCUUCUCUUCCCGGGAACCAACAUAACUUUACGUUUUUUUUUUCUGACAAGAAGAAGAGCCCUGAGGGGAAAGUUAAUCAGCUCUGCGUCCCUGAUUUGUCUUCGGGUUGUUUCUAGACUUUUUUUUUACACUCUCAAAUACUUUAAAUAAUAUUUUAGUAAGAGUCUGUGUCUGAUCUGCAGAUGUCCUUAAAAACUAUCUGGAAUGAUAUGAAAAACUGAUUUGUGUCAUUUUAUCUCGAUGCUGGGACCCCCUCAAGAACCCUAUAGACUUAAAAUGACACCUCAUAUGAUUUUACAUGCGCCUUCCUACCUCUGCAGUGAUUGGAAAUAGAUAUAUUCCGUUGACAUUUUUUAAAACGAGCAACUCUCUGUUAGAGAUUGUGUUUUGUUUAUUAAUUUUUUGCUGUGUUUGUAAAGGUAAGAUAUUUAAGCACUUUUGAGCAUAUAUGUCAUUUUUCUUCGUGCAAAAUGCAUGCAGCGCGCAUGUUCGGGUUCGGACUUAAAAGAAAGGCUUGUUGGGCCUGAGAGUGGCACGAAGCGACUUCUGACUGAAAUUUGCAUGUUUUUGUGUUGAAUGGUUGUUUAGAUGGAAUAACAUUAAAACAUAUCAGGCAUUAAUUAUUGGAUCUGGAUGCGAUUUGUUUUGUUUUGCGUUCUUUUACUUGGAGCAACGUAGAAAACAAGAAUGUUUUCCAACAUUUUGGAGCGUUUUUCCGUUUUUACGCACACAUUAAUUUGCAACUUGGUCAGGUAAAAUGUACUCAUGAUCAGUAAUACUAAUUACUAGUUCUCUAGGUUAUAUUCUUUAGUUUAUUAUAUACCCACCUGCAGUGACCAGGGCGAUGAACUGAUUUGGUUAAAUCAUUUCCAUGCCUUGAAGUGAGUUUUCUAUGUUUCCUC